Phaeodactylum tricornutum CCAP 1055/1 is the source of this 429-nucleotide messenger RNA. RefSeq lists its product as hypothetical. NCBI's taxonomy places the organism in Eukaryota, Bacillariophyta, Bacillariophyceae, Surirellales, Neidiaceae. Gene Ontology annotation, cellular component: nucleus. The record is from RefSeq and is a predicted model, not a curated record. The transcript has a single exon. Bases 1 to 429 code for a protein of 142 amino acids.
AUGUCGGCUCUUUCCGGUUCGCAGCAAAAUUUCGCUAUUUCGGAUCCAACUCUUCCCGAUAAUCCUAUUGUUUAUGUUAGUCAAGGAUUUCUGGAUUUGACCGGAUACACGCUGGAUCAGGUCUUGGGUCGCAAUUGUCGAUUUCUGCAGGGACCAGGAACCGACCAGAGUGCAGUGGAAGUCAUUCGCAAGGGAAUUACUGAAGGAGUGGACACGUCCGUGUGUUUGCUGAAUUACAAAGCCGACGGCACACCCUUUUGGAACCAAUUCUUUGUGGCCUCUCUACGAGACGCCGAAAACAACGUGGUCAAUCACGUCGGGGUUCAGUGUGAAGUGAGCAAGGCCGUGGUCGAAAAACACAUGGGGGAACAAAAGAAGGCCGCAGCAGAAGCCGCCAAAGCCCGACCCGUGACCACUACUAGUAGUUAG